AUGUCCGACCCUUACAACCAAGGCGGCUACGGCCAGAACUACAAUCAGGGCUACCCUCACCAGGGCCAGGGCUACCCGCAACAGCAAUACGGCGGCGGCGGCGGCGGAUACGACCAGAACUACCCACAACAAGGCGCCGGGUAUGGCGGAUACCAGAACCAGGGAGGAUACGGUCAACAGCCCUACGGCGCGCAGCAAGGAUACGGCGCUCCUCCCGCGCCCGAUUACGCCGGCGGACAAAACCAGACCGGCUCCUACGGUGGCCCUCCGCAGCACGGCGGCUUCACACACGGCCAAGGCCCACCUCAGUACGGCCAAGAUUACAACCAGCAGGGACAGUACGGCCAGCAGGGACCGUACAGCCAGCAGCAGCAGACCCAGCCGUGGGGCCAGGGCGCACCUCCCAGCGGCGACCCAGCGAAUCCUUACGGCUAUACUCGCGACCCGGCAGACCCCAAUAACCCGCAAGAAGGCGAGCGCGGCUUCAUGGGCGCCAUGGCAGGUGGAAUCGGAGGCGGUCUGCUCGGCCACAAAGCCGGACACGGCAUAAUCGGUGCUCUGGCCGGAGCCUUCCUGGGCUCCAAGGGCGAGGACAAGUGGAAGGAGCACUCACAUAACAAGCCCCACGGUGGCUAUGGUGGCUCCGGCUCCGGCUACGGCAAAUGGUGA
This is a messenger RNA of Lecanosticta acicola, 669 nucleotides long. NCBI's taxonomy places the organism in Eukaryota, Fungi, Ascomycota, Dothideomycetes, Mycosphaerellales, Mycosphaerellaceae. The record is from the annotation of a GenBank genome assembly.